GAAAGAGAGCGAGCGGCGGCGUGUCUCCUCCUCUCCGAGUGACACAGCAGUUAGAUAUGCCCUAUCGGUAACUUCAAGCCCACAAACUCCACCUCUGACUGAGGAAACUGUGGGCUGAGGGAAAUGUAGUGCGCGAAAUGAGACAGACAGUGAAUCAUUAGCAAACUGCAACGCCAGGAUGAACUUGUCGGGAACCUAAGAGGCGAGGGGAAACAAGCGCCGAGAGUCCCUCUCUCUUUCCCCACCUCCCUCCCUCCCUCCUUUCUUUCUUUUUUUUUUUCUUUUCCUUUGAGCGCUGCUGGGUUUCGUCCAAAACAAUCAAACUGGAUGUAAAAGCUGGUGGAUCACCAGUCCAAGAUGCUUCUGGUUUCCCCGCGGGUAGAUGCACCACGCAUGGAGCCGCAUAUUCCAUGGUCUCAAGACGAUGUACAUGGUUCUCCUCCUCCACAUUCAUCCUCUCAACAAACCUGUGAGAACUUGUACCCAUCUUUAUGGCAUCCGUCUUGGGAGACAAUGGAGGAGUGUACCUUUGAGGGAGAGCUGAUGGGACCCAUUAAGAGAAAGCUAGACGAUGAUGGUUCUCCAACCUCUACCACCAUGCCUGAGGCCAGCUUUCCAAGCGACAGUAAGAGACUCUGUCUUGACGAUGUCACCCUUUCCAUGGGACAUGGGGCCAAUCCUGUUUCAUGCGCAGAUAUGCAGCAGUCCCCAUUCUCCACCAGCCACAGUGCAUCCUCUAUGGGAGUGGCAGGGCAUGGAAUGCUGCUUGAAAACAACCACAUGAGUGGUAGCAGUAUAGGUUCUCCAUUUCAAGUGCCACCUAACAGUGAAGUAGCACAGAAGGGGCCCUUAGGUGGCCAUUUUGAUGAGAAAGCAGGAAACAUGCAUGCUGUGGACCAGGAGCUGCAAGAUCUGCUGGAGGAGCUGACGAAAAUGCCUGAUCCUUCUCCCAACGAGUUGGACCUUGACAACAUCUUGGAGAAAGAUCCCCUUGGUGGCCCAUGCCACCCGCAGCAAUCCAUCAGCAGCACUCCAAGGGCCUCUCCACAGACCCCGCAAUUCGACAGCCAUGUGCCCAACAAAGACUUAUCGCAGGGGUCUCCUCAAAUGAGGCCUUCAUCAGCUGGCGCAAGCUACCUGGUUCCGAACCAAAUCAAGAACAUUGGUUCACCGGUUUCUUCAAACAACGCACCAAACAAGAGCCAAGCUCAGUCUAUGCUCCAAGGAGCUAUGCCCAGCAUGCCUGGCACCAACUGGCAUGCGCAGCAGCUAAAGCAACUGGCUGCGAGCAAGCAAGGCCCAACUGCUAAGCCUCAAGCUUCCAGUUGGCCUGCCAUGUCGUCACAAGGCCUCUCUCCUCCUUAUCAACAAGGAUCGUCCCCUCACCAGCAGCCGUUCAGCCCUCAGAAUGUCAUGGUGUCUGGCAUGAGCUCUAGCAGUGUGCCAGGGAGCAGCAUUCAGAGUCCUCAGAACUCCCUGCUCUCCAGCAUAACAUCUGGUAACAACCCGUCCGGCGGUCCAUCUCCUCCUUAUGGUUCCGAGAAGCUUUCUAGCCCAGUUCUCAACCAGCAGCCGUUCAGCCCGCCAAAUCCUAUCCUGACCAACCUAUCCGGCAGCAGCAUCAAAAGCCCACAGAGUACCAGGCCCUCCCCACCAUACAGGCCAGAGAAGUUGUCGAGCCCUGCUCUGCACCAGCAGCCCUUUAGCCCUCAGGGCACCAUGAUGCCAAGCGCCGCCUCUACAAGCAGCUCAGCCAGCAUGCAGGGCUCUCUCUACAAACCCAUGUCGGCAACCCAGGCCAAAAGUAUGGGCAUGAAGUAUGGGCAGCAGCCCUCAAACAACAUGCAGUCGGGCUUGAUGAACGAAAGCGACCUGGGCAGCCAAGACCAGUUCUCCUUCAGUAACACCAAGCCGCUGUCCCAUUUCAGCUCUGAGCCCCCAGCUCCAGCUCCUCAGAAGAUAGAUUUCCCUACAGCCCAUAGGAAGACGCUCCUGCACUAUCUGCAGGCAACGGGGCCGGUGCCCCCGCCACCGCCAAAAUCUUCUCAGCAGUCCCAGCAAGCUAACAGCAGCCAAAGCCAAGUCAUGCAGCAGCAGCAGCAGCAGCAACAACAACAACAAAUGAUGCACCCGGCUCCGGUUCAGCGGCCUCGACAGAGAUCUCAAAUCAUUGCUAGACUUCAGGAGCCACUAGAGAUCCCACCUGCAGUCCCAGCCUCAGCCUUGGUGAAUGGCUGUAACAUAAGGAACCAUCUACUGAAGCAGCAGAUAAUGAGACGGCAGCAGCAGCAGCAGCUACAGGAAAAGCAGAGACACAGCAUGAUGGGAGUAUCAUCUGAGCAGAGGGGUCAUUUUGUGGGGCAGCUGAUGAAUCAGUUUACUGCCGUUUCCCAGCCCAUGUCAGCAGAUUGCACCCAGUCCAUGUCGACUCCUUCUCCAAAUCACCGCCUAAUGUCAUCUCCCCAGGGAAUGUUGCAGAGUACCUUGGGCUCUGGGAUCACUCAGAUGGCCCCUGUGAACCAGAAUACUGGGGCAGUGGUGAUGAUUGCACACAACCCCAGCAAGCAGCCAGGAAUGUACCCACCUAAUGCCGAUUUCAGCCUCCCAAUGCGGCAAAGCCAAAAUCCCCUGGGUAUGAGUUCCGGAAUGCAAACGGUUCACGGCCACCCUACCCUUCGGCCUGGCAUGGUGCUGGCCAGCUUUGCCUCUGGUUCCCUAUCGAGCCACACUUCACAGCAGCAGCAGCAGCAGCAGCACUUGAGGCAGCAGACGAUGCCAAGAAUGGCUAACGUCUACUCCACCUCUCCUCAGAUGUGGUCACAAAGGAUGCCAAAUCAAAGCCAGAUGGAUGCCAGUAUGCAGCAGUUCUCUGGCAAUGCUAUCUUCUCGAAGCAGAAUGCAAGGCCAAAUCUCUCUGGUCCGUCGUUUACCCAGUCUGUGGCACCACCCAAUCAGAUUGCUCCUGGGGUCCAUGCCAGACAGAUGCAAAAAGCCAGUAUGGGACAAUCAGGCCAGAACUUGGGCCCUCUGAAUAACCAGAACCUGAGACCCAAUCUGACAAGAGUACCUUUGCAAGCAGCGAUGAAUGUCAUGAAGCCAAUGCCGCAAGGCAUAACCAGUUUUAGCCAGCUCAGUGCUGCACACCCAGUCGGCCUACCAACUUAUCCUGGCUCUGCCGGCCAGUCGUCAGGAUCAUUCAGCAGAAUGAGCCCUGCCUCUGAGAUGCAAUCCCAGUACGACUUCAUGGUCCAGCAAAACGAUGCCCUUCUGCCUGAUAACUGCAGCGAUGUUGACUUUAUCGAUAAUCUCAUGAAGAAUAGCGGCGGCAGCGGAAGCAGCGACGAAGAGUGGCUGAAUAAUUUGACAAUGAUAGAUGACAUUUUGGGGCAACAAAGCUCUGGACACGUGUGAUUCUUGAGGGAUGAUGCUGAUGGGUAUGUAAAUAAUCUGUGCAGGACUAAAAAAAGAAAAAAAAGCAUUUACAAUAAUAAUAAUAAUAAUAAUAGAAAUCCUCCCCUUCUUAAUUAACUUGCCCAACUAACUCUUCACCUUUCUCCCAGAUUUUUCAAAUAGCGCUGUAUAUAUAGUUGAAUAUUUUUUGUAAAUUAUGUUUUCCUAAACAUUAAAUAUGGAAGUAUUUAUACUUC
Messenger RNA from Podarcis muralis (Common wall lizard), 3647 nucleotides. The record is from RefSeq and is a predicted model, not a curated record. Lineage: Eukaryota; Metazoa; Chordata; Lepidosauria; Squamata; Lacertidae.